AGGCAGAGGUACCAAGUGCGUGGCCUAUCUGCCAACGUGAACAACAUACUAAUUGUCAGAAAGCAAGCGAGACUGAGAGCCACCCCAAAACACUUGGAGCACGGGAGGAAGAGGAGUGGCACCAGCAUGGAUAAGGACAGCACAAGCCUGGCUGACCAGCAGUAUGAAUGUGUGGCUGAGAUUGGGGAAGGAGCCUAUGGGAAGGUGUUCAAAGCCCGAGACUUGAAGAACGGUGGCCGCUUUGUUGCUCUGAAGCGGGUACGGGUGCAGACCAGCGAGGAGGGGAUGCCGCUGUCCACCAUCCGAGAGGUGGCAGUUUUGAGGCACCUGGAGACAUUCGAGCACCCCAACGUGGUCAGAUUGUUUGACGUGUGCACUGUGUCACGAACAGACAGAGAGACCAAACUAACGUUAGUGUUUGAACACGUGGAUCAAGACUUGACUACUUACUUGGAUAAAGUUCCAGAGCCUGGAGUGCCUACUGAAACUAUAAAGGAUAUGAUGCUUCAGCUGUUUCGGGGACUGGAUUUUCUGCAUUCACAUCGUGUGGUGCAUCGGGACCUGAAACCCCAAAAUAUCCUUGUAACCAGCAGUGGGCAGAUAAAGUUAGCUGACUUUGGCCUUGCACGAAUCUACAGUUUUCAGAUGGCUCUAACAUCAGUGGUUGUUACUUUGUGGUAUAGAGCUCCUGAAGUUUUGCUUCAGUCCAGCUAUGCAACACCAGUCGAUCUUUGGAGUGUUGGCUGCAUAUUUGCAGAAAUGUUCCGUCGAAAACCACUCUUCCGUGGAAAUUCAGAUGUUGAUCAGCUAGGAAAAAUCUUUGAUGUAAUUGGACUCCCAGAAGAAGAAGACUGGCCUAAUGAUGUUGCCCUUCCAAGAAAUGCUUUCACUUCCAGACCCGCACAACCUAUUGAAAAAUUUGUGCCAGAUAUUGAUGAACUGGGCAAAGACUUGCUUCUUAAAUGCUUAGUGUUCAACCCAACCAAGAGAAUAUCUGCCUAUGUUGCCCUCUCUCACCCAUAUUUCCAUGAUCUGGAGAAAUGCAAGGAGAAUCUGGACUCUCACAUGUCAUCCAGCCAAAACUCUAGUGAGCUGAAUGCAUCAUAAUGCUGACUGAAGAUGAACCAUUAAUGAACAAGAUGCGUAGCUGACAAGGCCACUGUCCCAUACAAACCACGUAGCUGUUCUAGCGAAGAUCAUUAUUUGGAGGUUUUAUGCACUUAUCAUUUAUUUGGGGACUGUGAUAUGCUUAUCCAAGAAAACCAAUCUAGUUUACUUUCAUCAGAGCAACGCAAGGGCCAGUGCUUUGACCUGCUCCCAUUGCAGCUUUAUGUUUGUUUUGUUUUCAUUUUGUUUAUCUACCUGGGAAAACUCCAGACAAAGAGAAGCUGCUGACCAGUUUUGCUGCCAUUUUAUCCUUUUAAUAUCGAAUGCUGCCAGUGUGGAGUAGGAUGAUUGAGUCACUGCCAAAACAUGAUGCAGUCUCUCUCUCUAGCUGCUGAAGUAUGAUUUGGUACUUUUUAAACUAUUAUUAUAUGAUCUCUUACAGUGAUAUUUAAAGAAUGGAAUUGAAAUACCAGAUCUCUGCAACCUGCAGUUAACUGAUACGUGCAUUAAUACAUCCAGCUACUGUUCAUUCAUAGCGUAUGUGCAGGUGCUUCCCCACUUGAAAACUUGGAUGGAUUAUUUUAUCAUUUCAUUGCUCUAUAAAAAUAACAGUGAUGAUGGUCAUCAUAAUACAUGUCUCAAUUUUUAGGUUUUUUCACACACAGACGAGUUACUAUCUAGCUACAUUUGUGUGCAUGUUGCAAAAAACAAGUGUUCUAAAAAUCCUCUAGAGUCCUGUUCUUAAAGACUCUUUCGGUUUCCAAAUGGUCAGCUUGUGUUGAAAUCCAGGCACAUUCUAGCCCAUGAUUUAAUCCAUCAUUCCCCUCUGGAAAGAGCUGCAAGCACAUUCGCUUUAUCUCAUUCCAGUUUUUCUGAUAUACAGCUCAAAGACAUGAGCACAGCUAAUGAAAAUCGAUACAGAUUUUCACCUUCAACCUUUUCUGAUCAUCAGCGAAAAAGGAAAAUAGAAAGAAAUUUCCGAUUCAGAAGCAGAGAAUCCUGUACCCGUAAUAAGCACAGAUAUGUAUUUGUGCAGAAUUGAAUGCUGUCUACUGCGCUGCCUUACCUGCAACACCCACCCAUGCAUUAUAAGUCCAUGAAUAUUACUGUCUCAAAAUCCCUCAGAUGUCAUUUAUUAAGCAGAUUUGUCUUCUAUGCAGAAAUGCAUGAGCUUCUCUCCUAAACCACCAUGUGGGUAUACUGGCAUAUGCUUCUCCACUAGGGUUAAUGUGCCAUUAUUGAAUGUCAAAAUAACUAAGCAAUUCACAUGCCUUUAUAGCACAUUUAUUUUAAAUAUUACAUUAAAAUUUUAUAUUUAGUAUUUUUACCUAAACUAAAAUAUAUUUUCAGUAUUUUAAAAAGUUUUUAUUUUUUUAAUACUGUACUGGAGAAAAAGAAAUAUUUUAAAUCCAUAAAAGCUGUUCCCUAGCAUGACUUUCAUUCAUUUAGCUGGAUAUGACUUGGGGGAAAAUAUUGGUCCAAUGAGUUAGCCCUUACCAUAAAACCAUGAAUAUACAUGAUUGCAGUACAACUGAUGAUAAGUGAGGCAGCUAGCUUUGCUUACUCCUGUCAGAGUCCCUUAGGUUUCUCUCUUCCUCAUCUCUAUUUUAUCUAGUCUAGCUAGUGAGCCAGCAUUAUAUCCUCAUUCACAGCAUGCUUGGCAGAAGCAGGUCCUCAGCAGUGAGUUGAGCAAUAUAGUUUUUCCCAGCUGUGGCAUGAGAACUUGUAGCCAUCCCCCUGGCAGGUUUCUCAGCCCUGUGAUAGACCGGCUGUUGUGGCAAACUUCACUGUUAACUCUGUCUGGGAGAUGGUCCAUUGCUAGCAUAGUGAGUAGAACUUACCUGUCUCUUGGAUAAAGCUUUUCCUUAUUGUUAGACAUGUAAGUAUGAGACAUAUGGUUAAAUUAGGUCUGUUUUAAAUAAGCCAGAUUUUAAAAGGACCACUUGCAUGCAUGCGUGCAGUGGCCUGUGCUUUUCUUCAUGCCCAGGAUGAUGCCUGUGUGAAACCUACUAGCAUGAACAGGCAAGUUGCAAAUUAGGCCUGGCAAGAGCCUGCACAAGGCAUCUGCACACAGAGAUACUGCAGAUGCAAAAGACAAGGAUUUUGGAAGCUCUGCGAGCAGCAAGCUGAAGGCCAGGAAGCAGUCAUGGCAGCUAACCCUCUAACCUUGGCCUUGCCUCUGUCAUUCUCUCUGUUCCUCCAUAGAAGGGUAACUGUGAACUCACUGCCCUGAUGUUGUCCCAGCCCUACUCCUCCAUGUGUCAAUGGACCUGAGUGUGAAUAGGUUUUAAGAAAAGGAUGGGCCAGAGUGAAAUUUUUGCUAACCAUUUUUAAACACUAACUAGAACAACAAACAGAACCAAAGUUCAGAAGAAUCUUGUGACAGUAACAAACAAGAACAUUUUUGACACAGUUUAGCAUCUUUAAAAAUUUUACCCCAUUUUACCUAGCUCCAGGACAUCAUACAUACUUUAUCAGGGCAUUCAGCUGGUGCAGCUUUCCAGCAGCUGUCAGGGAACUCUCCCAGAAGUCUCCAACAACUAGCAUAGGUGAAAAUGUAGGGGAGGAGAGGGCAUUUUCAAAUUAGGCUCAGAACUCUCAGAUAGAGGUGUGCAUCUGUUCUACGAAGGGAAGAGAACAUUUUAAGCCAAAGGUUAAUGUUGGCCCAAAAACUAAUGAGAAUGUAGAAAUCACAAGGAAGUUAACUACUGAAGCAGUAUUUCUCAACCGGUAGUAUCAGAAGAAGAGCUCGGAGAGCAGCAGAGAAAAGCAGGAGCUGGCUUAUGGAAUCACAGCAGAGCUUCCGCAGCAUGGUGCUGUAUGUUGUCUAAUACAGGAUAAGGUUAUAAGUGGGGGUAUUUGAGAGAACAGCUUGAGAAGGGCUGCAUUAAUGGUCAUAUUCUGGAAUAUCCAGUGGGAAUGGCAGGAACAAAAAAAGGAACCUAAGUUCUGUCUUGUCAGGUUUAGGGAAAAGACUUAUCUGAUAGGACCAUUGCAGUAGCAAAGUCCUACAUUCCAAGAACCAACAAAUUCUCAAUUGACUUCCCUUCGAAAAUCUCUUUAGGAAGAAAUUCCAUUUGACAUGCCAUAGGCUUGCUCAUAUUCCAGUCUUCCCUGCCAAACCAUGGGGUUUCACUUACACUAGUAAACUCAGAAAGCCUCUUCUCUGGCUGGGCAAAGUGCCGGCACUGGAUAAAAUCAUGGCAAGAAUCAUGCUCAUAAUUAGACAGUACAUACAACUGUGGGACCGUGCUUGAGCAUGUGCCCUUGCUCUUUUUAUUUUACUGGUAUGGCCCUAGUAUUUUGUGUACCUUUACUCAUUACUGCCAUGUGUAGGAUGUUGGAAUUGUGUCAGUGAAAAAGAAAGUGUUUCUGGACACACAUGUUCCAGACUGUGGUGCAAACUCUUCAUGCAUCCUUUAAAUAAGACUUCAGAGUGCAAUUCUUCGUAGCAAUAACUAUGCCUGUAUGUGUUCUACAGGAGCAGUUCAACAGCAGCUAAAAACCACUGAAUAACAAAAGAUACAUAAAAAUAAGUAUAGAUGUUUAGCUUCUAGAGCACCCACAACCAGGCACUGUGCUUUCCUCAGCAGAGAACAGGGUGUUCUUAGUAAUGGAAGGAGUGAUUUCUAUUUCCCACCAACCUUUUUUUUUAUCACUACUACAUAAUUUUGCAAGAAAAACAGGCCCAGUUAGCUAAGGGAAAAAAAUCACCAAAGCCAGCUAGUGAAGUGCUAAUUGCAAUACAUCUGAAGCAGCUCUUUUCAGUCUUCACCCUGUCUCCACGCUCAUUCUAGACUUUUAGUUCUUUGCUCAACUUCCUUAUGGAAACAGAUUUCAGUGACACAGGUGCUAUUUCCAACAAGAUUCUUCCAAAUUUUCCAUAGCUACCCAGUAUCAGCGUAUUACCAAGCGUUGCUUCAGUUUAGUCCAGAACUGACAAUUUAGAAAGAUUCCCUUUGUGCGCCUCUUUUCUUACCCUUAGUUCUUCAUACAGCUGUGUUGCUUUCUGUGCGCCAAGUAAAAUUCUGCAAAUAGGGUCUGCAUAUUUCUGUGUUGGCUGCACCCACACUCCAGGGUUUUUUCAAGCUGUUAGUCCACAAUGGUAAAUGUUAGAGUACUUUUCUUUGUUGUUUCUGUCCUAAAACACACCAAAAAAGGGGGACAAAAUGUUUGCAAAAUACUGACAUUUGGUGCUAUGCAUACAGAGCCUUUUACAUGAAAUGAAUCAGUAAAUUGUAGUAUUCGAGCAUCUUCUGCGUCAGGGGUGGUACCCAGCAUCAUAAGUAACUCUCGUGUGUUUUUUUACACUCGAUGGUUGUUUCGGUGAAUAAGAAGAAAAUACUGUGCCGUACUACUUUUCACAGGUUCGCUCACUGUCUUUGAGAAGCAUGUUUUAUUAUACAUAUGAUUCUCUCUGCUGUUAGGUAUUAGGUCAACUUUAAUACGGAAAAUAAAAAGAAAUCAUGCUGGUUUGGUCUUUUAACCAGCCAGUUUGGAGCACUUACCAGACUCACAGCUGAAAACACAUCAGUUGUCAAAUAGGUAUAUGAAUCAUAAACCACACAGGUUGGUUUAAAAGGCCACGUAAAUUAAUUAUAUUGCAUGUAUCAGACACAGUUGAAUAAGGAGGAAUUUUAUUCUAAGAACUCUGUUUUAUAGAACCACUUUGCUAGUAUUUUUUCAUAUACAGUAGUUUCAGGAAUAGAUUGAUUUUUAUAUACAAUGUGAAUUAGAAGAUUCUAGGCUAUUAGAAUGAUUUUGCUGUGUUAUGCUUGAAGCUUGAAUGGAACACAAGCUUAGGAGCCUAACAUUUAUUUUAUUGCUACAAAACUGCUAAAUACCAAGAUCUUUUUUGAUGUUAAUAGAUUUCACACUUCUCCUAAUGUGUAAAUGAUUAUUUUCUUGAGAUUAGUAUAUUAGAAAAAACAUUUUUCCAAGCUGCAGUUGUAUGGGAAAAAUUAAGAAAUGUGUUUCUACUUUCACAGAGAAAAAUAACAUGUUAUAUACUGAAAUCUCCAGUAACUGUCAAUAAGCUAUCUCUUUUGCUUCUUUUUGAUUACUAAGUAUCAGAGUAUACUUUCCAUGAAGGAAAAAAACAAAUCAGAAACAAUCUCAAGAAAAGUAAAUGGGAUUUUAUAUGUUUAACCUUCCAAGUUUCAUUUUCAUACCCAAGUUCUUUGUUCAAGUACAGUUCAGGUAUGCAAAAACAUGACUACAAUUUUAACAGUCUAACAGGCUGUACAACUUAAAUAGAUAUUAUUUGUGAGCUAUUUAUCUCUUUGGUUUUCAAAUUGUUAGAUAAUGGCUGUAAUAUAAUUCUAGUUUCUGGACCAGACUCUGUAACCAUCAACUCCCAGUAAUUUAUGUAAAACAAUAAGAAGCUUUCUCAUAACUAGGCCAUUAAAAGAUGAAAGAUGUGGACAUACAAACUGACAAAUAUGCUUUUGCCAAGUCUUAUUUCUUCUCUGUAGUUUUAAGCUUAGCAAAUACUGCAUACUGAUAUGCAAUAUAAAUACAAAAUAAGAACCAUAAAACCCACUUAGGAGUAGUGUGCAUAGAUAAUAAUUUUAAAGCACUCAUCAGGUUCGCACAGAAACCAGCUGAAAAUCAUUCUUUUGGCUGUAACAGUCAAAAUUUUGAAACUGAUGUAUUUUUCCAUUUAAAAUAUUCCUGAAAAAUGAUGUAUAUGUUUUUAAUCCAGACAGUGAUAGGCAGCCAGACAGAACUGAAUCAAACAGGAACUUGUGCUUAAAAAAAGAUUCUGCAAAGCCACGUAGAUACCAUCAGAUCUUUAUGUGUUCAUCAGAAGCUGAAAUCAGCCAGCACCAUGCUUAGAUGAGCCUUCUACUUUCUGGGUAGAAAAGCCCAAGGUUGCUGCAAGUAAAGUUAGUGGAAAAUAUGCCUUGGCUUAAAUAAAGCCCUGUGAGAGCUUCUGCAAUAUUCAGAUUUCCAGCCUUCAUUGAAAGACUCUGCAAAGCAGCUUCAGAUAAACCAAAACUCCAUAACAAUAUGCCAUUUUUUUCCUUCAGAUUAAAUGUUUCAUCUGUGUUAGAAUAUAUUGGUGGGCUUCAUCCAGCCUGUUGUCAAUGAGGCUUUUGCAUGGCUAGACAAAGUAAGAAGAGAUUUUGCUGUGGAUAUUUUGAAAUGGGGUGAUUGUGGUAGAGUAGUUUUUUUGUUUUGAAAAAAAGAUCAGAGAAAUGAUGCUGCAUUCUUUUCAAUAAAACAAGCAAACGAACAACUGACAGUAAAGAUUAAUAAGGAGAUUUUAAGGCAUUAUUGGGAAAAUAUUGGUGGGAUAAGUGAAAAGGAGCCUAUUUAUAACGUGAAAAUAUGUAAAUACAAACAAUGUAUAUUAAAUAUGCAUUGGAAGUGAUACUUUUUCACUCACCCUGCAAAGUUGAUAGGGUUUUAUGGAAGAAAAGCAUCCAAGUAUGUAACUACCAUUUUAAUGUUAAUUUGCACUAACGCGACCUAUGUUAUUUGACUGAAAGGAGAGGAGACAACAGGUAGUGUUUAACUUGUGAUUUAUUUUGCUGUAAAUCUCUUGAGCUCACUGUCUGUUUUCGAGUGAGCUACAUUUACAUCCACACUAUUUAGCUUUCCAUACCUUAAACCCAUCCACAUGCCAGACACAUUCUCUAGUGUUUAAAUGGAUACUUGCUCCCAUUGACAUGCUCAUGUUAAACCCAGCCAAAGAGCACUGUCUCUGCCACUGAAUGGAAAAUGGAUUGUCACAGACUGCCAGCUUCCUUCGUGCAGUUACUCCUAAAGAAUUUGCAAUUAACAUUCUACAGUAUGCAGCCUUUCCUGGAAUUCCAUAUUUCUUACGUAUGUCAUGUUAUGCAAUCCUCAGCUUUUUAUUUCUUCUUUUUUUUUUUUUUUAAGAAGAAGAAAGUUUUGAAAGAAAAAAAAGAACAGUUCUUGAAUGUUAGGAUCAAUUUUGAGUAGCUAGAUGAGGGAGGAAAAUCGUGAAGUGCUGCAAAGAUAGGAAAAUGAGCAGAGAAUUGGGAGAGUUCAGGACAAUUUUGGCAAGUGAAUUUAAGUAUGUGGAAAAGUUAUGUAUAAGUGUAGGGGGAAGACUUUUUUUUCCACAUCUUUUGUUCUGUCAUUCAGUUUCAUUCACUUGUCAUUCACUUUCCUAAGCAUCAAGUGAUAAAGCAAGACUCUUGCAUGAGAUUUUAGUUCCAGAUACUUAUUAUGCCAACUCAAGUCAUGAGCUCCAGUGCAGUUUUUCAGCAUAGCAACAGCUCUAUUUUUUAACUCACAGUUGGAGGAAGCUAAAGGUUUUUCUGUGUAGAUAUUGAAAUAAAAGUCUUAUGAGACAGAUUGAGAGCAGGUUAAACUGGCCACACAGGCACUGCCUGGAGCUCAGCUGCAGAUGUGGAGAACACACAGCUCUAACUCAGGGGGGUCACUAACUGUGUCCGUUAGUGUGCAAUAUUGCCGUGCAUUGCGAGCUGACACCUGUCACAAAAUGAAAACCCUUUGGCAAUGCAGAACGGCAUGGUUUUGAGCACUUGGAUUUUGAUAAGAUUAUCUGAAUGCAGGUUUUGCUGUGCAGGUGGUUCACCAUCUUACAGGAGCAAGUCUGAGAGCCUAGGAAGUUUGUCCAACACCCAGUGUAACUAGUACUGCAGAACCAUCUGCUAUGG
Pezoporus flaviventris is the source of this 8762-nucleotide messenger RNA. RefSeq names its product cyclin dependent kinase 6 (gene CDK6). The transcript is spliced from 7 exons. Gene Ontology annotation, cellular component: nucleus; cytoplasm; cyclin-dependent protein kinase holoenzyme complex. Gene Ontology annotation, biological process: protein phosphorylation; regulation of cell population proliferation; G1/S transition of mitotic cell cycle. The record is from RefSeq and is a predicted model, not a curated record. Lineage: Eukaryota; Metazoa; Chordata; Aves; Psittaciformes; Psittacidae. Gene Ontology annotation, molecular function: cyclin-dependent protein serine/threonine kinase activity; cyclin binding; ATP binding. The coding region runs from base 127 to 1107 and encodes 326 amino acids.